AUGGCUGCUGAGGGCCAAAACAAGCAGAAGGCAACAGACAAUGCUUCUAACACUAUUAUUGCACCUAAACAAAAGGCCAAGGAAAGUUCAGUAGAAGAUGUAGCAGAAUCCUCGGAGGCCAAACUAGAAAAACUCAUGAAGGAUUGGGUCUCACCUAUAUAUGCUUUUUUUCACCCGACACCGGCAAUUGAGUAUCAUGAGCAGCGCCGCUGCCAUGUCUUCAAAUGUGCAGCCCACAGCUGCAACCACAAAGUUUGGCGUUACCUUGAUAAGAAAGAUGCAAAGUCAACAAGCAACAUGCGUAAGCAUGUGAAGAGCUGUUGGGGCGACACAGCAUUACAAGCCGCAGUUGAUUGUGGCAACACGAAAGCGGCAUGCAAUGGGCCAAUCAAGAGUAACAUCACUUGCUACGAGGGUGCCGCUAAUCCACAGGAUCGAGGAUUCAUCUCGUUAAUGAAAACGGGACAGCCAGAAUACUACAUACCUGCACCGAAAACUGUUGUGCGAGAUGUCAGGUUGGUGUUUGUUAAAACAUAG
Messenger RNA from Suillus subalutaceus, 537 nucleotides. RefSeq lists its product as uncharacterized. Bases 1 to 537 code for a protein of 178 amino acids. NCBI's taxonomy places the organism in Eukaryota, Fungi, Basidiomycota, Agaricomycetes, Boletales, Suillaceae. The transcript has 4 exons. The record is from RefSeq and is a predicted model, not a curated record.